Molecule: messenger RNA, 4441 nt
Organism: Pantherophis guttatus
Lineage: Eukaryota; Metazoa; Chordata; Lepidosauria; Squamata; Colubridae
Source: RefSeq, a predicted model, not a curated record
GCCUUUCGGAGCUGCCUUAAACCCCGCGAACCAGGAGUAGCGACUCAGGCGGCGGCUGCCAAUAGAAAAGCCGCUCGCCGCGGUCUGGAACUGGGCGAGAGGGAGGUGGGAGGGAGGUUGGGUGUGUGUGUGUGUGGAAAGGAGAGGAGGCGCCCUCCCCAAAGCAUCUUGUGGCAAUGAGCGCUUAAACGGCAACGGCGAACGGGGCUUUUCUCCUCAUUCUCUUCUCCUUCCCGGCACCGUCCGGCGACAGCUGAUAGAGGAACGGUUCUUUAUAUGCAACUGUUUUGAAGAUGUGGCCUUGAUAUAAAGAGUUCAGGAGGUGUAAACGUCAUGGGCUAUCCCAUGGACGAGGUUCAUUAUUCCGGAUGUCUGUUAGGUGAGCUUCUUGCAUUCGACUUCGUGAAAAGACUGAAGCAAGGGGCGUGGCCAGACCAACGGAAAUAAAUUUGAACACCCAGUCUAUCAAGAUAAGAACAAGUGAAUACCCAUGUGGAUUAUCAUCGCAGCGAGCUGAAAAGGGACGUUCAGGUUGCCAGAAGCUGGGACAAAUAACGGGAGCUCACUCUGUUACGCGGCGCUAAGGAUUCAAACCGCUGAACUGCCAACCUUCUGAUCGACAAGCUCAGCAUCUUAGCCACUGGACAAACUAAUAUCUGUGGAUUAAGGGGUGGUACGCAGAAUGGCAAAACCAUAUGAAUUUAACUGGCAGAAGCCAGUGCCUUCCUUUCUACAGGAUGGAGCUAUUUUUGACAGAUACGAAGAGGAAUCUUCUGUUUUUGAGCCAGGCUGCCUCUUUAAAGUUGAUGAAUUUGGCUUUUUUCUAUCAUGGAAAAGUGAAGGAAAGGAAGGCCAAGUUUUAGAAUGUUCCCUGAUCAACAGUAUUCGCUUUGGAGCGGUACCAAAGGAUCCAAAAAUAUUAGCUGCUCUUGAAGCUGUCAGUAAAGCAGAAAAUGAACUUGAAGGACGGAUAGUUUGUGUCUGUAGUGGCACUGAUCUGGUGAACAUCAACUUUACAUACAUGGUAGCAGAAAGCACUGAAGACGCUAAGCAAUGGAUUGAUGGACUCAGAUCAAUUAUAGGUAACUUCAGAGCCAACAAUGUCUGUCCCAUGACAUGCCUCAAGAAACACUGGAUGAAAUUGGCAUUUCUGACUAACACUAAUGGCAAAAUUCCAGUUAGAAGCAUUACCAGAACGUUUGCGUCAGGUAAAACUGAAAAAGUGAUAUUUCAGGCACUUAAAGAAUUGGGUCUUCCCAGUGGAAAGAAUGAUGAAAUAGAGCCUUCAGCUUUUACUUUUGAGAAGUUUUAUGAACUAACCCAGAAGAUAUGUCCUCGUACUGAUAUAGAGGAGCUUUUUAGAAAAAUCAAUGGAGACAAAACAGAUUAUUUAACGGUAGACCAAUUAGUGAGCUUUCUAAAUGAACAUCAACGAGAUCCUCGGCUGAAUGAAAUUUUAUUUCCAUUCUUUGAUCCUAAAAGAGCGAUGCAGAUAAUUGAAAUAUAUGAACCAGAUGAAGAUUUGAAAAAGAAAGGUGUCAUGUCAAGUGAUGGGUUUUGCCGGUACUUAAUGUCUGAUGAGAAUGCUCCUGUCUUCCUUGACCGUUUAGAGCUCUAUCAAGAGAUGGAACAACCUCUGGCUCACUAUUUUAUUAGCUCUUCCCACAACACAUAUCUCACAGGAAGGCAGUUUGGUGGAAAAUCAUCAGUGGAGAUGUACAGACAAGUCCUCUUGGCUGGAUGCAGGUGUAUCGAACUUGACUGCUGGGAUGGAAAAGGGGAAGACCAAGAACCAAUAAUAACACAUGGAAAGGCCAUGUGUACAGAUAUUCUGUUCAAAGAUGUGAUUCAAGCCAUUAAGGAAACAGCCUUUGUAACAUCUGAGUAUCCUGUCAUCUUGUCCUUUGAAAAUCACUGCAGCAAAUAUCAACAAUACAAAAUGUCAAAAUACUGUGAAGAUAUUUUUGGAGAUCUUCUCUUAAAGCAGCCACUAGAAACACAUCCACUUGAACCAGGAAAGUCCUUGCCCGCCCCAAAUGAUCUGAGAAAAAAGAUUCUUAUUAAAAACAAAAGGUUGAAACCAGAAGUGGAAAAAAAACAGCUUGAAACUUUGAAAAGUAUGAUGGAAGCUGGUGAAACGGCUGCUCCUGUCAGCAUCUUGGAAGAUGAUAAUGAAGAGGAGAUAGAAAGUGGGGAGCAAGAAGAGGAAGCACAUCCAGAGUAUAAAUUUGGAAGUGAGCUUUCUGCAGAUGACCUGAGCCAAAAAGAAUCUGUAGCUAAUCACAUUAAAAAGGCUGUGGACGAUUCUGAACAAGAAAACAAUAAAAAGGGCGUGAUAACGGCAGAUGAUGAACAAGCAUGGAUGGCUUCUUAUAAAUAUGUAGGUGCCACAACUAAUAUACACCCGUACUUAUCAACAUUGAUCAACUACGCUCAGCCUGUUAAAUUUCAAGGUUUCAGUGUAGCAGAAGAACGCAACAUUCACUACAACAUGUCCUCUUUUAAUGAGUCUGUCGGGUUGGGUUAUUUAAAGACCCAUGCAAUUGAAUUUGUGAACUACAAUAAACGGCAAAUGAGUCGGAUAUACCCAAAGGGAGGCAGAGUGGAUUCCAGCAAUUACAUGCCUCAAAUUUUCUGGAACGCUGGAUGCCAGAUGGUCUCCCUUAACUAUCAGACCCCAGAUCUAGCAAUGCAGUUGAAUCAGGGGAAAUUUGAGUAUAACGGGUCUUGUGGUUAUCUUCUUAAACCAGAUUUCAUGCGGCGGCCUGAUCGGACAUUUGACCCUUUUUCUGAGACUCCUGUGGAUGGUGUUAUUGCAGCAACUUGUUCUGUGCAGGUCAUAUCUGGUCAGUUUUUAUCAGACAAAAAAAUUGGCACUUACGUAGAGGUGGAUAUGUAUGGCCUUCCCACUGACACGAUACGUAAGGAAUUCCGAACACGGAUGGUGAUGAACAAUGGCUUAAAUCCUGUUUACAACGAAGAAUGCUUUGUGUUCCGAAAGGUGAUUCUACCAGAUCUUGCAGUCUUGAGGAUAGCAGUUUAUGACGACAAUAAUAAGUUGAUUGGUCAAAGGAUAUUGCCGCUGGAUGGGCUUCAGGCAGGCUAUCGACACAUUUCCCUUCGAAAUGAAGGCAACAAGCCAUUGUCUCUGCCAACGGUUUUCUGCAACAUUGUACUUAAAACUUAUGUGCCUGAUGGUUUUGGAGAUAUUGUGGAUGCCUUGUCAGAUCCAAAGAAAUUUUUAUCUGUCAUGGAGAAAAGAGCAGACCAGAUGAGAGCUAUGGGAAUUGAAACGAGUGACAUAGCUGAUGUUCCAAAUGACACGUCAAAGAACGAUAAGAAGGGGAAAAUUAAUAAUGCUAAAGCAAAUGUUACUCCUCAAACUAGCUCUGAAGUCAGAUCAAAUCCCAUUUCCAAUACAGGACCUGGUACCGAAAUUAAGAAAGGUAUAGACCUUAUUCCUCAAAUCAAGAUAGAAGAUUUAAAACAGAUGAAGGCAUAUAUAAAACAUUUGAAAAAACAGCAGAAAGAGCUGACUGCUUUGAAGAAGAGGCAUGCCAAGGAGCACAGUGUCAUGCAGAAAUUACACUGCACACAAGUUGACAAAAUGGUAGCCCAGUAUGACAAAGAGAAGCUAUCUUAUGAGAAACUCCUUGAGAAGGCGAUCAAGAAAAAAGGAGGAAAUAAUUGUCUUGAGAUGAAAAAAGAAACAGAAAGUAAAGUUCAAAUGUUAACAUCUGAUCAUAAAUCAAAGGUGAAGGAAAUUGUGGCACAGCACACCAAAGAAUGGUCUGAGAUGAUCAACACCCACAGUGCAGAAGAGCAAGAAAUGCGUGAUCUGCACCUCAGCCAGCAGUGUGAACUACUGAAAAAGCUGUUAAUUAAUGUGCAUGAACAACAGACACAACAACUGAAGCUUUCCCAUGACAGAGAAAGUAAAGAAAUGCGUGCCAACCAAGCAAAAAUUUCAAUGGAAAACAGUAAAGCCAUAAGCCAAGAUAAAUCUAUCAAAAACAAAGCUGAAAGAGAAAGGCGUGUGAGGGAGCUGAAUAGCAGUAACACAAAGAAGUUUCUGGAAGAAAGAAAACGGUUGGCAAUGAAGCAAUCAAAGGAAAUGGAUCAGUUGAAGAAAGUCCAACUUGAGCAUCUAGAAAUUUUGGAGAAACAAAAUGAGCAGCUUUUGAAAUCCUGCCAUGCUGUCUCUCAAAUUCAAGGCCAAGGAGAUGCAGCAGAUGGUGAAGCUAGAGGCAGAGAUGGACCGCAGGCCUGCAACAGUGGUAUAAAGCUCCAGUGCACAAACUGAAAUCUGAGGCCAUCUGAUUUUUUUUUCCUUUGGGGUCUUUGCAAUGAUAAUUCACUGAAGAUUGGAAGAUGGGAUCUCUUCUGCUUAGUGUCAGGUAGCAAAUCUUGGCCGAGGAGGAUGGAUUUUGGGGGUGGGGGG